ACAACAGUCUGCUAGCUGCUACUCUGCUUGAACUUCGGGAGCCUGAUCACAAAAUUAUUUGGUUUAGAGUAAAGUUAGUGGUUAAUUGUGUUUAAGUGUACUUCCUUCACUACAAAUGGGGUACUUAAAACAGUUAGACGUAGACAAUUUCAAAUCAUGGAGAGGGAAGCAAGUGAUUGGACCUUUUAAACGAUUUAACUGCAUUAUUGGUACUAAUGGUUCAGGGAAGUCGAAUGUAAUGGAUGCGCUAGGGUUUGUUAUGGGUGAGCGGGCUUCGAACUUGAGGGUGAAACACACCCGGGAACUCAUCCAUGGAGCGCAUAUCGGCAAGCCAGUUUCCAAAACGGCUAGUGUUACUAUGAGAUAUUGCGACGACGACGAUGAAGAGCUGAACUUCUGCAGGACCGUUUCAGGGGACUCUUCUGAAUAUUACAUCAAAGGCAAACAUGUGACGUUGGCCAAGUACACUGGAGAACUGGAGAAGAUUGGCAUUGUGGUGAAAGCCAGGAACUGUCUUGUGUACCAGGGUGCUGUGGAGUCCAUUGCUAUGAAGAACGCCAAGGAAAGGACGCGCAUGUUCGAGCGGAUCAGUAACUCUCUGGAGUUGGCGGACGAGUACGAGAAGAAGCGUGCCGCUCUGCAGAAGGCCAAGGAGGACACGCAGUUCCACUUCAACAGGAAGAAGUCCGCCACUGCUGAGAGGAAGCAGGUGUCCAAGGACCAGGCAGAGGCGAUGAAGUUUCAGGCGUUGCUGGAUGACGUGGGGGAGUGUCGCCUGCAGCUGAACCUGUUCCAGCUCUACCAGAACGAGCGCGCCGCGCAGGCCGUGUCGGGCAGCCUGAAGGAGCGGCAGGCCGCCGCCGCCGCCCAGAAGAAGGUUCUGGAGACGUGGGAGCAGACGGUGAAGAACCAGAAGAAGGAGCACGGCUGCCUGAGCCGAGAGCUCCAGCAGAUCGAGAAGCAGAUCCGUGGGGAGGAGCAGAAGCUGAGCCUGCAGAGGCCGCAGUACAUCAAGGCCAAAGUGAACACGUCCCACCACGAGAACAAGGCCAAGGAGGGCCGCUCGGGCCUGCAGAAGGGCCAGCGCCAGAGGGACAGGAAGCAGGCGGAGCUGGACGAGCUGCAGGGCCAGAUAGACGAGCUGGAGAGGGUCUGGAAGAAGUACGAGAAGGAGGUGGAGCAGGAGGAGGCAACCAGGGGGAGGGACGUACAGCUGGGGGAGGCACAGCUGAAGCGCUACAAGGAGCUGAAGGAGAAGGCGAGGAAGCAGGGCGCCACGCUGGAGCAGCAGGCUGAGAAGCUGCAGUGGGAGACCAAGGCCGACCGAGAGAAGCUCAACUGCGACCAGAGGAAGAAGAUGGAAGUGGAGGUGAUGCACCUCUCAUCGGUGGAGGAGCUGCGUUUGCAGGAGGAGCGUCUGGUGCAGGAGCUGGAGGUAUGCUGCGGCGCCCUGGAGCUGCUGAACCAGGAGCUGGGGGAGGUUCUGGGGAGCUGCAACUUCGCGACCACCAGGAGAACCGCGCCAGCAGAAGCGGACGAAGCGAAGCGUGAGCGCGCGCCAAAGCUGCUGCUGGACGUGGUGCAGACGAGGGCCGGAGCCCCCGAGCUGAAGAGGGUGCUGCAGUUCGUGUGCGGGAACACACUCGUGUGUGAGACCAUAGAGGAGGCCCGCGUGCUGGCUGGCAGGAAGCAUACGAAGACUGUGGCGCUGGACGGCACCAUGUUCUCCAAGUCGGGGGUGAUCUCUGGCGGCUCUCUGGCCCUGCGCAGCAAAGCUCGCCGCUGGGAGGAGAGAGACAUGAACAAACUCAAGGAGAAGAAGGACCAGCUCACUGCAGAACUACGGACCCUGAUGAAGCUGAGGCAUAAGGAGGCGGAGCUGAAGCAGAUCAGAGCGCAGGCUCAGGGCAAUCAGACCCGACUCAAGUACUCGCACACAGAGCUGGACGCCCUGCGCAAGAAGACCAUCCCUGCCUGCCAAGCCGAGAUCUCUCGGCUGGAGAGUGAGCUGUCUAACCUGGAGUCUCAGAUUUCUGUGGCAGAGGAGAACUUGGAGAAAAAGGAGAGCGAGCUGAAAAGUCUCAGAGACAAGGCCAACCAGAUGGAGGACGUUGUUUUCGCUGAUUUCUGCCAUGAGAUCGGUGUCGCCAACAUUCGAGAGUAUGAACAGGAGUAUGUCAAACAGCAGCAGGAUGUGGAUCGCAAACGGCUGCAGUUUGAGUCUCAGCGCACACGCCUCAAUGCCCAGCUGGAGUACGAACAGGGGCAGCUGCAGCAGCUCAACAAGAAGCUGCGCAAACUCCAGGACACCAUCGACAAGGAGGAGGAGACCAUCCUCAACCUCAAGAAGGAAGAAGAGAAGAUGCUGGCGUUGGUGGACAAGGCUCAGGUUCAUGUGCAGGAGCUCAAGGAUGUGUGUACAGAGAAGAAGUCAGAAGUCAGCACCUCCAAAGCCGACCUGGACCAGAAGGUCAAGAAUCUACAGGAAAUUUCCAGAGAGCUGGUGCGUCUGCAGAAGCAGGUUCUGUCUGUGGAGGGCUCCAUGGAGCAGAAGAGGCUGAGCCGACACAACCUGCUGCUGGCCUGCAAGAUCGAGGGCAUCCCCCUCACCCUGCUCUCCGGAACCAUAGACGACAUCAGCGACGUGCAGCUGGACUCUGAGUCCCAGAGCACGUGCACGCUGGACAUCUAUGAGCGUGAGGAGCAGAUGCUGAUAGACUACUCAGCCCUGGCAGAUGAGCUCAAGGCCGUGAGUGAGGAGGGGGAGGUGGAGAAGGCGCUGCAGGGUCUGAGGGAGAAGCUGUCCUCACUGGACGGGGUCAUCCAUCGCUCUGAGCCGCCCAACCUCAAGGCCCUGGAGAAGAUGAGGGAGAUCAAGGACAGCUUCAGGAAUGUGGUGGACGCUUUUGAGGAGAGCACCAGCAUGGCUCGGCGCUGUAAUCACGAGUUUGAGCAGGUCAAGACCAACCGCUUCCGUCUCUUCAGCCAGUGCUUCGAGCAUGUGUGUGUGGCCAUCGACCAGAUCUACAAACAGAUGUGCAGGAACACCAGUGCACAGGCCAUCCUGAGUGCUGAGAACCCUGACGAGCCGUACCUGGACGGCAUCAGCUACAACUGCGUGGCGCCGGGCAAGCGCUUCAUGGCCAUGGACAACCUGUCCGGCGGAGAGAAGGCCAUCGCCGCCCUCGCACUCAUCUUUGCCAUCCACAGUUUCCGGCCUGCUCCUUUCUUUGUGCUAGACGAAGUGGACGCCGCGCUGGACAACACCAACAUCGGCAAGGUGACAGGGUUCAUAAGAGAGCAGUGUCAGGAGAAUUUCCAGGUGAUCGUCAUCUCACUCAAGGAGGAGUUCUACUCCAGAGCAGAUGUACUGCUGGGAGUCUACUCUGAGUCUGGUGAGACCAUCUCCAGCCGCGUGCUCUCCGUAGACCUCACGUCCUACCCCCUCACUGAGGAAACCCCCUCACAGAGAGACACAGAGAUGUAGACAUGGUGGGAGAGAGAUGACAGAGAGAGAGAUGGGAGAGUCAGGAGAUGUAGACAUCGACACCGAGAGAUGGGAGAGUCAGGAGACGGAGACAUCGACACCGAGAGAUGGGAGAGUCAGGAGACGGAGACAUCGACACCGAGAGAUGGGAGAGUCUAUAUCAGGAGAUGAGGUUAUGGAGAGAUUGAUAGAAGGACCCAACGAGAUGGAGAGAGUGCAUCAGACAGAGAUAAGGAGAUGUUAGAUGGAGAUGAGAGAAACAUUAUAGGGGAGUUAGAUGCUAUGUUUAAAAGUUUGUUUGUGUUUUUUAAGAUUUUUUGUCGAUAGACGUGUGUCUGUUUGCACUGGAUUUUACCUAAACUGUUUUUAUUGAAAUUGAAUUGCACUGUCUUAACGGACAGAUUUGAUAGAUUUUUACUAAUUUUUAAUUAGCAAGUAACAUUUUAAACCCCACCCUCCCAAAAUUGCACUUUCAGUUGUUUUGAUGAUGUUAUUCGCACAUAGUAAUG
Messenger RNA from Alosa alosa (allis shad), 3996 nucleotides. RefSeq names its product structural maintenance of chromosomes 1B (gene smc1b). Gene Ontology annotation, cellular component: chromosome; cohesin complex; nucleus. The transcript has 23 exons. The coding region runs from base 116 to 3487 and encodes 1123 amino acids. Gene Ontology annotation, molecular function: ATP binding; DNA binding; ATP hydrolysis activity. Lineage: Eukaryota; Metazoa; Chordata; Actinopteri; Clupeiformes; Clupeidae. The record is from RefSeq and is a predicted model, not a curated record. Gene Ontology annotation, biological process: sister chromatid cohesion.